ACUUAGGACCUAUUGGUGCCGGCGGCGGACACCUGGAAGGACUUACUCCUCGCGAACCCUAGGGCUCUCGGGUGGAGUCAUGCGUCCUGAACUGGCCACAACGUGGUACCGGCGAAUGUCCAUGGUCUAUGCACUAGGCGCCUGGUCUAUGCUGGGCUCGAUAUUUUUCCUUACACGGAAACAGAAGGUAUCAGACUGUGAAGAGCAAGAGGAUGGCUCAAGGAAUGAAAUACCUCUUUCUACAAGUGAAGACUCCGAUUUAGCAACGGAAAGGGCCGAGCCUCGUGAAGUGUUUAGUGUGAAAACAGUUUUAAAGUAUUCAGAAAAUCCUGUUCCAGCCACUCAAAGGAUGCUGACCUAUCUGAAGUCCUGGACUGGUGGGCCUGGCCCUCAGGCGUGACUCAGCAGCUGCUGAAUGCUGGAAACAAGGACUUGGCUCAGCAGUUGAUAGAUGCCUUGAUCUCCAUUUCAUGUUUGUGGAAAGAAUGUAUUUUGUUUAACUUUAUUAAAAAUAGGCAUUAAUAAUGUGCAACAAA
This is a messenger RNA of Apodemus sylvaticus (European woodmouse), 536 nucleotides long. It is a transcript of the gene Smim26, whose product is annotated as small integral membrane protein 26. NCBI's taxonomy places the organism in Eukaryota, Metazoa, Chordata, Mammalia, Rodentia, Muridae. Gene Ontology annotation, cellular component: mitochondrion. The transcript is spliced from 2 exons. The coding region runs from base 80 to 400 and encodes 106 amino acids. The record is from RefSeq and is a predicted model, not a curated record.